UGGAGGGAAAAGAGGUUAGGCCGUGUCUAAGAUUUCGACGGAGUAGCCUUGCAUCUCGGCGCCAUAAAAACAGCCGGAGAGAAGUUAAAAUGACCCAGUCAAAUUGUUAUGUUGCCAAAUAAAAAAAAUAAUAAUAAUAACAACACUCAAAAACUUUUCCGCCAAAUUCUACGGAUCCUGAAUUCACAGCCGGUGAGCCUUGUUCGGUGUUUUAUACUUUAAAUCUCCUUCUCUUGUCUCUUCACAAUUCGGCAGAGGGGAUUUGGUGCAAAAUAGUUGAUUUAUCUUUUGGCAUCGUGAUAUGAGUGCUUGAUUCUUCUGUCCUUUGCUGCAUCACCAACCCAAAUUAAAUUUAAUAUACUUAAAUUGAGUGUUAUAAUGGCUGCAUCUGGACCUCUAUCUCCCAAUCCAGAAGUUGAAAUCUUUGAGGAUGAGAAGAAGACCAGGAUGGGUUCAUUAAAGAAGGUAGCAAUCAGCGCUUCAAACAAGUUCAGGGAUUCCUUGAAAAGGGGAAGGCGAAGUAGUAAAGUCAUGUCGGUUGAGAUUGAGGAUGUACACGACGCCGAAGAAAUAAAGGCCGUCGAUGCAUUUCGUCAAAGCCUUAUAUUGGAGGAAUUGUUGCCCUCAAGACACGAUGAUUAUCAUAUGAUGCUCAGAUUCUUGAAGGCCAGGAAAUUUGAUAUUGAGAAAACAAAACAAAUGUGGUCUGAUAUGCUUCAAUGGAGAAAGGAAUUUGGUGCUGACAAUGUCACACAGGACUUUGAGUUUAAGGAAAUAAAUGAAGUCUUGGAAUAUUAUCCGCAUGGGCACCAUGGAAUAGAUAAGGAAGGACGACCUGUGUAUAUUGAGAGAUUAGGACAAGUAGACCCUAAUAAGCUCAUGCAGGUCACUACAAUGGAACGUUAUGUGAAAUACCAUGUACGAGAAUUUGAAAGGACAUUCGAUGUUAAAUUUGCAGCUUGUUCAAUUGCCGCAAAGAAGCACAUCGAUCAAAGUACUACUAUUUUAGAUGUGCAAGGAGUGGGUCUUAAAAAUUUUAACAAAGCUGCAAGGGAACUUAUAACUGCCAUUCAAAAGAUUGAUGGUGACAAUUAUCCAGAGACCUUGUAUCGUAUGUUUAUCAUAAAUGCUGGCUCUGGAUUUAGAAUGUUAUGGAACACAAUUAAGUCCUUCCUUGAUCCUAAGACCACAUCAAAGAUCCAUGUUCUUGGUAACAAGUAUCAGAGCAAAUUGCUGGAAAUAAUUGAUGCCAGUGAGUUGCCACAGUUUUUAGGAGGCACUUGUACUUGUGCUGAUCAAGGAGGCUGCAUGCGUUCUGAUAAGGGCCCAUGGAAGGACCCAGAGAUUAUCAAGAUGGUUCAAAAUGGUGACCAUAAAUGUACAAAGAAAUCUGAACCUCAAAAAACUGAUGAGAAGACAAUUUCUGAGGACGACAUAGUAUACUCAAAGAGAUAUGACUCUGGCAAUGUAGAGACACCAAAGGACCAGCAUCCACGGCUUUCUUCAAUUCAAGCAGAGGCUUUAAUCAUGCAAAGUAUUCAUAAAUCUUUCAAGGUCGAGGACUUAGUUCCAAUGGUUGAUAAACCUGUUGAUGCAGCUUGGCCAAAAGUAAUUGAGAAUGAAAGAUUUGCCUAUAAGAAAGCAGAGGACUGUUCGAAUAUGCAUGAUCCUUGCAAGGCCCCUGAAGAGAUUAGCUCUCCGAUUUUCAGUGGGCUGAUGGCGUUUGUUAUGGGCAUUGCUGCAAUGAUCAGAGUGACACGAAACUUGCCUAAGAAGCUCACUGAUGCAACUAUCUAUUCCAAUCCUGACUACUGUGUUGAUGAUACAAAGAUGAAAAGCCUGCAGCAAAAGUUCUCAACACCUGGUAUCUAUGGUGCAGAUUACUUGGUUAUGAUGAAACGGAUGGCUGCAUUGGAAGACACAGUAAACUUUUUGAGCACGAAACCUGCAGCUAUGUUGUCUGAGAAGGAGGAAUUGUUGCAUGCUGCAGUAAGUAGGGUUGAUGUGUUGGAGCAGGAGCUAUUGGCAACUAGGAAGACUUUGGAGGAAUCACUCGCUCAACAGGAGGAACUCCUUGCUUAUAUAGAGAAGAAAAAGAAGAAAAAGAAGUUGUUCAACUGGUAAAGAAGAAAAGCUGGAUACUUGAGAGAGAGAUUAUCAGGAAACUGGUGCAGCGGUGAUGUUUUCUUUUCCAAAGGCCACCCUAAUGCACUCUAGUUUGAGGCUCUGAUUGUAAAAUAGAAUUCAAAAGUUCUCUGGAUGCAAAGCCAUUGUCUUCACUCGUGUAUAUUUAAAAUAAAAAAAUAAAAA
This is a messenger RNA of Pistacia vera, 2310 nucleotides long. RefSeq names its product phosphatidylinositol/phosphatidylcholine transfer protein SFH12-like. The record is from RefSeq and is a predicted model, not a curated record. Lineage: Eukaryota; Viridiplantae; Streptophyta; Magnoliopsida; Sapindales; Anacardiaceae. The transcript has 15 exons. The coding region runs from base 379 to 2124 and encodes 581 amino acids.